UGUAUAUAUGAUAUAUCAGUUCGUGGCUAAGAGACUUGGUCUACGUUGCGAUGUCCAAUAUCGUGAUAUGUCCGAUGUUGAUAUACCCAAUCUUUUCUGUAUAUUUUGGAAAUCAAAAUACAUCACGAAUGAUAUAGUUAAUGAACGAUGUUUUUACAUACUACGCAAGGAAUACCCCAAUUGUCUUGUCGACAUUUCAUCGUAUUCCAAGUGUUUGGUUUCUAGACCACCAAUCUACACACUAAAGAGUACCAAAAGGAUAUUCUUAUUAAUAAGAAUGUUAAAUAGGCAGUUAAUAAAGGGACUUGUAAUAUAUGAUAUAGGUAUAUUAGUCAGAGUAAAGUGGGAUAUGCUGCUUAAUUAUACGUCAUUACAUCGUGAAGACUCGUAUAACUAGAUACGAGAUUAUUACAGAAUGUUGGUUACAUAAAAAUCUUACAUAAUUCUAUAAAAGUUAUAAUUAAAAUGAAUAACUACUUACAAAGUGAAGUUCUAUUAAAAUAAAAAUAUAAAAAUUACAAGUUACAAAACACUCGUUGUGCAACAACAGUAAUUUUACCAUAUUUUAAAAUACCAUAUUUUAAAUUACCAUAGU
Messenger RNA from Nylanderia fulva, 595 nucleotides. The record is from RefSeq and is a predicted model, not a curated record. NCBI's taxonomy places the organism in Eukaryota, Metazoa, Arthropoda, Insecta, Hymenoptera, Formicidae.